AUGUCAUGCGACUCCAAGCCGAUUGACGGACGCCUCAAAUGCUCCUGGCCAGGGCUCGCGCCCAAAGUUGUACCCAACACGCCCAGUGACAAAUGGCUAUCCUUUAACAUUUCCCAUUCUGAGCAUCAGAACCGCAAAAGCGACAAAGCCACUCGCCACGCCCGCUUCCACAUCACCGGCAAAAACACCCGCGCCUGCAAGAUCAAAUUCAACCAUCCGAUCAGCGACUACUCCAUCCCUGGCUCCGCUCUAGAUGAGAGGAUGCCACACACCGUUCCCCAAGGUAUUUCCGAAAUCCGUCUAUGGAGCAGGACGUGGGAGAAUGCCUGGGCGGUAGACGUCCAAUGGAACGAGGAGGGUAUGGACGAGUUACAUGGGAGAGUCGUGUGUCUGUGGAGCGAUGCUAAUGAGCUGGGAGCCAUCCCAGCGCUAGAUGAGCUUCGAUUGUACGCACCGCCAUGGGUGGCCAUUUCCAAGUGGCAAGAUGGGCUUGUGGAAGCGAGUCGUGGGUUUUGA
Messenger RNA from Uncinocarpus reesii 1704, 516 nucleotides. RefSeq lists its product as uncharacterized. Bases 1 to 516 code for a protein of 171 amino acids. The record is from RefSeq and is a predicted model, not a curated record. The transcript has a single exon. NCBI's taxonomy places the organism in Eukaryota, Fungi, Ascomycota, Eurotiomycetes, Onygenales, Onygenaceae.